UCUGGCAAUGGAAACCCCUCAACUGUUUAGGUCACAGGAGAUCAAUCAAAGCAGCCUGUUUCCCUGAAGCCUUCAAUUCUCACUCGAAGAGGGAGGUGAAUAUUCAUCUAAUCUAGUUGCUGAAUCUAAAAAAUAUCAGCUGUGAGAUUUUUAGUGAAUACUGUUAAAUGCUUCUACUAUAAAGCAAGCACUCAGUAUUCAGCCUGUGAAUAAACCAUUUGGAGCUGAUUUGUGGCUGUACAAACUCUUCUUCCCUUAUUGUUCAGUUUUCCUGCUCUGCACCUGCAUUCCCUUUUUUGGAUGCACAAAUUAUAUCUUUCCUCAAAAUGCUUCCACAAGAAUUCCAGUCCAAAGUGCAGCUCUAAUCUCCCAUAUCGCUCCAUUUCCCACUUUGCUUCACACCAUUUCCUCGCGCAGUCUCCAUCUCCCCCGUCCGUCUCUGUUUUGAUCCCCUCCCUGCCAGGGAUGUGGGUGCCAUGGCAACUGCUGAGUCAUACUCUACCGUCUGCAGCCGUCCUCUAAUCCUAUCUCCUCCUGCAGCAAGGCCCUCCAUCAUCCAGGCCUGCAUUAGAAUAUUGAUUUGACGCUUCAAUUUGCUACAUUUGUUGCAGCGGUGUGAGCAGGUGAGUCCCAGAGGACACAGAGGUGCGGCAGGCUGAACAGCAGCCCUUCGGAUGGGUAACGUACCCACAACAGUGAAGCACUGCUUGAGCUAUGAACAAGUCAUCCAGGACUACCCAUGGCUGAGACGCUGGCUGCUGGAGGAAAAGACCAUUACAGGACAUGAGUAUCCUGAGUUUGUUAAAAUAGUUGAAGUUGGUCCUAGAGAUGGACUUCAAAAUGAAAAGGAAAUUGUUCCGACACGGGUGAAAAUCCAGCUGAUAGACAUGCUCUCAGGAACAGGCCUGCCUGUGAUCGAGGCCACCAGCUUUGUGUCUUCAAAGUGGGUACCGCAGAUGGCGGACCACACUGAUGUGCUGAGAGGAAUCCAGAGAGCACCUCAUGUUCAGUACCCAGUUUUGACACCUAACAUGCAGGGCUUCCAGGAUGCUGUUGCAGCUGGCGCUACAGAAGUGGCGGUGUUUGGGUCAGCGUCUGAAAGCUUCAGUAAAAAAAAUAUUAACUGCUCUAUUGAUGAAAGCAUGCUGAGGUUUGAGGAAGUCAUUAACGCUGCCAAAGAGCGACAAAUUCCAGUCCGUGGAUAUGUUUCUUGUGUUGUCGGAUGCCCACAUGAGGGACACAUUGAACCUUCCAAAGUUGCUGAGGUGGCAAAGAGGUUAUAUGAAAUGGGAUGCUAUGAGGUUUCUCUCGGGGACACCAUCGGCGUUGGCACUCCAGGUUCCAUGUUUAAGAUGCUGCAGAGUGUGAUGAAGGAGGUGCCCACCAGCGCUCUAGCAGUUCACUGCCAUGACACCUAUGGGCAAGCACUGCCGAACAUCCUUACUGCACUUCAGAUGGGGGUCUGUGUGGUGGAUUCUGCAGUAGCUGGCCUGGGAGGUUGCCCGUAUGCUCAGGGUUCAUCUGGCAAUGUUUCAACAGAGGAUGUACUCUACAUGCUCCAUGGCAUGGGCAUUGAAACUGGAGUAAACCUUGCCAAAGUUAUAGAGGCUGGUGACUUCAUCUGCAGGGCUUUAUGUUGCAAGACAAACUCCAGGGUUGCCCAGGCAAGUAGCAGGACACUGUGAUGUGUUUCAGCAAAGAAAUAUAUUUAAAUAUUUGACUCUGUUCCCUUUAAAGUAACAAUCUCGAAGAUCUCUGUUUCGUUCUCUUUGCUGACACCUAUGGCGAUAAACGGUAAUUGCAGGUGUGUUUUUGGACCUUACUUCCCAGGGAACAGUGUCGCCUGUGUGACGUCAGUAACUGUUUAUUCACAGUGCUAGCAGAGACCGGAAAAAACAGUAUGCCGCUUCACACACAAAUGAGUUGAAGAGCGAGUCUGUCGUGUUAGCUCCGCUUACCCUCUUUGGCAGACCAACCACUGCUGGGUGAUGGAAAACGCAUCACUAAGUAUGCGCUGCUUGAAUGUCACCACCGACACCCAGUUCGUAAUACUCAUAAUACUGCAAAUGCAAUGGCUUUCAUCAGUGAGCCAUAGGCUCAAUCACUAUAGUGUUACCUCAUUCGGCGAUAGGUAGUGACUUAACAGACAUUUAUGUAAAUGAAAAUCUUUGAGAUUAUUACUUUCAAGUGCUUUCCCUGUUGUUGCUGCCUUUAGAGUUGUUGCCUAUGCUACUGUAUUUGAAGUACAUUUUUCCUUGUUUAUAUUUCUGCUGGAAAUGUCAGAGGUAUCUCAACUAAAUAAUAUCAUGAGAAAGAUUCUGUUUCCAAACCACCUCUUUCAAUGUCAUUUUCCCACAUGGAGGCUGUUAGGAUUUGAAGGACCAUUAUGAUCCACUGAAUCACCUAAUUCAGGUGUGAUAUUCUGAGUUGUGUAUUUUUUUGGUUGGUAUGGUUCGACAGUACGAAGGAGCAAGGACAGAUCAGCUGGAAAAUGACUAGACGCAAAUGACUAAUUCUAUCAAGAUGAGUAUUCAUUUUUAUUUUACAACUUUGUCACAUUUAUUGGGCCUUGACAAACCCAGAAAAGGUCAGCCACUCUUAUUACUUUUCAACUUUGCAUAGCUCAGUGGCCUUAUAAAAAUAAAGCAACAGAAUAAGAAUUUAGUCUGCUUUGGCUACUUGCUGAACUCAAUUUACUAUCACCACAGGUGUUUGAUUUGUAUAAAUAGAGAGGACAAACUGCAAAAGAAAAAACUCCCUCCUGCUGCCCUGGAAAUUCUCUCAAAGCAUUUACUUCUCCGAAGACCUUUUCAGCUUUUCCUACCUGGCUAGACCAUGUAUGAAAAGGAAUUUCAAAGAAGGUUCCUCUCGAAAACCUACAAAACUACAAAAAUAACACAGCAGCCAUUUGCUCUCAGGAUUGCCAAAGAUCGUUUAAAAAGUGCCCCUUGAUAGUUUUUGCCAUGACAAAAAACCUUCACCAUGACAUAAGCUACUGAUUCAGUGUCUGUAUAUAGAAGUGUUCUGGGAGGAUCAUCUGUGCGAGUACUGUCAAAUGUGGUUGCUUUUCUCUCCUGCCUCUACUGUUUACA
Thunnus maccoyii (southern bluefin tuna) is the source of this 3092-nucleotide messenger RNA. It is a transcript of the gene hmgcll1, whose product is annotated as 3-hydroxymethyl-3-methylglutaryl-CoA lyase-like 1. Gene Ontology annotation, molecular function: hydroxymethylglutaryl-CoA lyase activity. The record is from RefSeq and is a predicted model, not a curated record. NCBI's taxonomy places the organism in Eukaryota, Metazoa, Chordata, Actinopteri, Scombriformes, Scombridae. Gene Ontology annotation, biological process: L-leucine catabolic process; ketone body biosynthetic process. The coding region runs from base 675 to 1685 and encodes 336 amino acids. The transcript has 9 exons.